Messenger RNA from Dicrocoelium dendriticum, 6094 nucleotides. The record is from the annotation of a GenBank genome assembly. NCBI's taxonomy places the organism in Eukaryota, Metazoa, Platyhelminthes, Trematoda, Plagiorchiida, Dicrocoeliidae.
CGCACUACUGCUAGUUUUUGGAAGGUUAUUUGCUUCGAGCUGCCUUUAGUCUUCUUCGUUAGUAUCGCACGAAGGAAUGGCUGCUCGCUCAACUCUAAUCGUGGCUGGUAGAUCCUGCGAGCUAUCAGCGACGAAGAAGCUAGAGAAACUUUUGUUCCAUUCCCUCAUAUCUGCCUUUGGUGAUGAAGCAGCCGGUGCGGACGCCGAGUUUUCGCAAUUGACUGCAACUUUUACCAAACCCUCACGUGAAGACGAAUUUGGCUUGACAUUCUACAGUCAGAUCGACAACACUCCUCACUUGGUUCGUGUACAAUUCAACCCCACUGCAGAACAGUUUCGCGCUGCUCUUCGUGAAUCACUAUCCCAUGCACUGAAUGCCACUCGUCUCUCCGAAAGUGAGCCUUCCAUCGAUGGUCGCGUCGCUGUGGUCUACGUCGGCCAAGUGGUGGCACAGACAGGCGAAUGGCUUUUGGCUGACUCUGCUCUGGCCGGAUAUCAGGUGUUUUCUUGGUUAGACUCCGAUGCUGCCCAGGCAUGGUGGCCUCAGUUGCAGAAAUUUCCAAACAUUGGGGAUAAAUUGACCCUGAACUUGGUCACACCGUUGGCGGGUCCGGAAACAAGUUGGUCAGCUCAGAAGAACGGACAUACUCAAAAGAUAUUGAGCCACGUGGAUGUCCGUAUGGUCCAACUGACAGUGCAUAUUGACGGCAGCUGGCGGUCCAACGGAAAACCAGUACUCCUCGAACCUUCGCAGACUGCUUCCUACGAAGGAAUACGCGGAUUCGUUCAACUCGCACUUGAUCAACACCAAGUCACCCAAACUGCUUUCGACGCUGAUGGCACUCCUCCUUUGGGAUGCGCCCUUUCGGCCCCACGUCCCGCUCUUUAUUUGUUCCCAGGCGGCGGGUUAGGAUCUCCUUCUAGUGCCUUAUUCUCUCUUCGGGGAUUUGCCAUGCUGUUUGGGGGCUCGUUUACAUCACAGCGUCCCCCAGUAUGGUGGUCCAUGGUCAGAAAUCUUUCUAAGCUGGACGCCGUCGUGUUACCAGAUUGGUCACCCAGCAACUUACUGACUUACCGCUUUGUCAAUGAUUUGAUCCACAGUGGAAUCAACGAAGCGCACAUUUUUGGUGAGCUCAUACUCCCACCCAGUUUAACAUCGACGCCUUCUGAAACCGCGACAGAUCUUCUCUUGACACCCCCUUCCAGUACUACCGGGCCGCACGAAUCCACGUGGGCCGGCAACAAUUUGGCAUCAGAAGCCCUGCCGACCUCCACCGUGCUUUACUUCAAACUUGGAUGGGGUGAGCUGAGAUUGCAGCCACUCGCUCAACGCGCCGGUUUAAUGCUCUUGUGGACCUCCACGGUUCAUCAGGAUUCACAUGCUUCUCCAUUGCGGAUCCUGCUCCCAACCACGCAACUACCCGGUGCAACCCCUGUCCAAGGUCUUGGUCGUCUUUUAAAGGCACUGGUUCAUGUACCACAGGUUCUUGUUCACGGUUCCUCCGUGACGUCAACCGUCCCAGGGAAAUCAACACAUAAGCCCUCCAGCGAUUCGUCGUCUAGGUCGACAAGUGCUUCCAAACCUACCACCACUCCACUCAAGUCGCGUGCAGCCACAGUGACUUCGGCUCCAUCAACAAAAGCUCCUCCACCUAAAACCAGUGUUGCUACGGCACGGCCUGCUACCGAGCGCCCGUCCACUGCCCGACAAACGGAUAUGGCUCCUAGUUUACCUAAGAAGACGGUCCCAACUUCUGAGUCAAAACCACAACAGCGGCCGUCAACGGCUCCAACGGCGAAGGCUUCGCCCCCAGCCAAGACUAUACCUGCCAAGAGCACCACUCGCCUGUCUUCGAAACCCACCGCACUGCUUUCGAAACCUUCCGUGCCAUCGACGAGACCCACCGGGGCUACGAAACCCCCCGCGCCAUCCACUGCCGAUCGUCUUGCGACCCACUCAAACUUGGUUGCAAGUAAGCAAAUUCCAACCACCGCUCAUGCAAAACCGCGGCCAAAGGCUCCGCCAACUCUGCCAACCGUGGCGCCGACAAAAUCCGACGCAACUGUCAAAGGUGAGCUGAGUUCGUCCAUACCCGAAGAAGCUACUCCCUCUGACGUUUCUGUCAUUCCCACCACUCUCGAAGUCACUCCACCUCCAGACGUGCCUAAGAACAUGGCUAUUGAAGUCGAUCAGCAGCUUCGGGAUUCUCUGGAGUUGGCUCCCAUGGAUCCUCUCAUGUCUGGUUGGCGAUCAAUGGAACAGUCUCUCACUACCGCAGCGCACGUGACACCCGAGAUAUCGGAACCAGAUGACCAGAACGCCCCACCAGUCGAUUAUCCUACAAAUGCUCAUCAAAUGGCUCAUCCGCUGCAGGGUUACAGCGAUGUUUAUGAAGUUCACAAGGCUGAACACUUCCAUGAAGCCGAUGAAUCAGAUACGAUGGAUGACAUUCCAGUGCCGUCUGUCGAUGAUGAAUUCCCUUCCAUUGAACCGGUUAAGCAACCGCCAGCAUUUGCUGAGUCGACUGCAGUUGAGUUAUCGACGUCAUCUUCGUUGCCUACAGCCUUCAUUGAAGGAGAAAGUCGGCUUCCGGAUGAGCACUUCUGUGCAGAAGAGAAGAAAGAAGCUGACGAAGUACAUGCAUCACAAGGUGACGCUAGACCUUAUUCAAAUCUGUCUUUCUCGCAUCCCGGUUUGGAGGAUUCCUCUGUUUCAGAAGCUCUCAAGCUCAUCGAUCCAGCUGUCACCGAUUCGUACCCCGACGGCCUUCACUUAACUGAGUCCGGGGUCGAUACUUCUUUGUUCCGUCCACCAUGUUACCCCCCAUCCUCCGAUGAGUUAGUUCUACCUGCCGAAUUGGUGAAUGCUUCACAGAGCGAAUCGGAUUAUCGUCCUGAUGAGGUUAAUGAGCCCAUCUUCCCAAAUGUAACUGACAGCAUCGCCAUGAGCCGUCCACCAUUUGGUGUUGGUUACGAAGAGGUGGAAGGGGUUCCACACGCUUAUGACGACCCGGUGACUGAGUCAGCACCCGACUUUUUAGCGGACACACUUCCCAAAUCCACACCAUUCUUCUCAGAACAAGGGAAUGCUGAAGGUGACGGACUGUCGGAUCAGUUCGCUCACGCAGUUCCCGUCUCACCAGUUCAGUCGACCGAAGGUGAAUCUUCUUAUCCCUUGGAUCCGCAAGGUGACUCUCUUGCCACUUUUCGGCAUUACGAGCCUUUUUGCGCAGAGACACCCCUAAAUGGUGUUAUCGAAGGGGACGGUGCGAAAUCUGUUCAGUCGCUUGAGGAGGAGUAUACUCAUUUCCAAAUGCGGCCCGGAGCUAACCUUCCAGACGCAAGAGACUCAAUUCCACAAAUGAUCCCAGAUGCUUCCGAAAAUCAGCAAGAGUACUAUCAAUCAUCCACGAAAGCUGUUUUUAAUGAGCGUUCUUCCCCUAUUGUAACAGGCGUUUCGGGCCUUGAUGUGAAUGUUUUGGAGCCCGAUGCUAAAAUUUCAGGGGCUGAAGUCACUGUUGGUUCGGAAGUAUCGGAGCUUGUGUAUCACGGACCGGGAUCUCCCGAAAGACAGUCUUCAGACAUCAGCGACAUGGAUGCAAAUGAUCACGAGCUGUGGGCCUCUUCCGCUCACAGUCCUUCAUUCCCAGAUUACGCACAUACACAGAGCCACUCUGCGUUUGCGGAGAGAGAGCCAUUUGCCAUUCCAGUUCGCGAUGCCGUAUCUACAGGGUUCUCUGAAGCUGUUCACGAGAGCAGCGACGUUAACGAGACUAAUGUGAUGAUGGAUGCUUCACCCGGUGCUUUGCACCACCCACCGGAUUCUAGUUACGACUCAACUAACUGGCAUCAACAACCAAUCCGCUUGUCCGCGGAUUCAUUGGAAGAGGCUCAACGCGAGAAUUACGUCUGCGAUUCCAAUGAUCCUGCUCCUCCGGCGGAGGAUUCUGUGGACUCCACCACUUGUGUGCAAUCUUCUCACGUUUCUUCCGUCCCAUUUACCGCUGAAACUCUUCUGGAACAAGUGCAAACGGCUGAUUCUACUACUUUGGAUGAGGCCAAGGGAGAGUGUGUGCAAGAACAGGCUGAUACCCCCGGUAUCCCCAUGGGUUUUGACCACCUGGUCGUGGACGCCACCGGCGAUCAUUCAGUUGAUGCGUUCAACCUGGGCAGCCCUACAUCAGAGACCUCUAUGGACUCGGUUGUGCAUGCUGGGAAAGCGGACAGUGACUUACAUUCUCCGGAUGACUUUCACGAUGAUUUGGUUACUUCAUCCGUGCGCCGUGAGGACCACCGUGGGUCUGACCCCACUCUUGGUGAGCACCGCACAGGCGAAAACGGGUACGUUCACGAAUAUUUCACGAAUGGACAUCCCGGUCUCAUCAAUGGCAACCAUGAAGCUGCCAGUGAAGGGAACCGCAUCAACGGCAGUUUCGUGUCCCCGGACCAACCUGCUUCGUUCCCUCUUUCCACAUCGCCUGCUUCCAAAAUGCGAAUAACGCCAGAACUUUUGACUGACGUCGGUGCUACCCCGAUUGGCAAUCGCAGCGAACUUGUCGAGCCCGGCAUGAGUCCUUUCAUCGACCCUUUCGACACGCAACAGUCUCAGCUUCCGGCAGAUGACGCAGUUAGAUCCCAUGUUUCCGACCAAUUCGAUCCCAUUCAAGCUUGGGGUCAACCCCAAGGGCUGCCAGCGCCUGUUGUACCAUCUACCGCAAACAAAGCCGGCACUGGCACCGUGAAACAGAAUGGACCCAGCCGGCCUUCAACGGCCAAUAGGCCAAAACCCUCUACAAAGCCUACCGGGGCAACUGGGGGAAAGAGUACAUCACUUACUCCGGCUGCCCCUCCCGUGUUACCUCCUGGGCCACCGGUUUAUCUGGACCUCAUAUGGGUGCCUUCCUAUUUGGUCCGUGUACCUCACCAGCUUGCCGUGGAGUUCUUUAACCGCGUGCGCUCACGAACCUAUGUAUUGUCGGGGGAGGCUCUCCAUCCGACAAUUGGUGAAGCUCUUAUUGAGGGCAAGUCUCGAUGGGGAUCGCAUGAUCUUGAGACAUUGUUCCGCACGGAAACUCCUGCUCCGAUCAACGUUCUCCCCACCGAUGAGCCGUACGAAUGGAGUUGUUGGCUGCGCACACCUUGUGGUCGUGCGGAUCGCGAAACCGGUGAAUCUCGCUUGCAAGCGGGUGGAUUCCAUGUGUUACCUGCUGCAAGCCUCUGCGACAUCGAAUACUCGGCUGGUGACACGGCAUUCCGAUGUGAAGGUGUGAGAGUGGACUUGUGAUUCAUACCGCAGUCGCCUAUCCGUCCUAAGCUGUUGUCCCAAACUUGUGCCUGGAUAACUGGAUUAUUCGGGAACUGACCGGCCGCUUACUCACAGACAUUUUCCUUUUCGACUCCUUUCACAUUGCGCCAUCAGAUCCACUGUUUGUCGUGCCACGUCAACUUCUUACCAUCCCAUUCACACACACGCACACACACCCUACCAUAAUCUUUUGAUUGCGCCUCAGUAUAUAUCACCCUCCGUGUUUGUCUUUUCAUUCUCCUACUAGUUAUGUUAUUUGUCCGUUUAGCUCUCGACGACAUUCGAUUCUUGACCUGUUUUGCAUCUCACUCGCGUCCCACUUUUUAAUGUGACCGCUGCCUCUGUCAUCGUGCCUCACGUGGAAUACACUUGCUUCGUAUGUUUUUUUCCACCGCAUUAACGAUCUCUCUAUCCCAACAUUCUUUUCCUUCUUUCUUUAGUUUUUCCAUCAUUGGUGAUGCUGCGUUUACUCUCUGCACUAGCGCUGUUUUCAGUUUUCUUGCUCCACAGAGCGGGCCUCCCAUUUCCUUAACCGUGUGGCUGCUACAUUUUUCGGCCACUGGCUUUCCUAUGUACCUGUCAUCUCUAAUUGAACGUCAGUCAUUUUGCCUUUCGCGUAUUUGCACAUCGCGUACGGCCGCUGGUACCCUGUGUCUAGGACGCAGUACAAUUUGAACGAGACUUGUUGCCUACACUGUUGUUGGUGUUGUCAUGGCUUUUUGUUUGGAUGGAGAAAGUCUUUAGUCUACUUGUUGUUGGCCACAACCAUAGUUCACUAACUUCACCCGG